GUAAAUUCUAGUACAGGAGAAUCAGGAUGAAAAGAUGGCAGCCAUGCUGUUACCAACGGGUCCUGAUGGCUUGCGGCGGUUCACUCGCGAAUCCUUGGCUGCCUUGGAGCAGCGGAUUGCCGAGGAGCAGGCCAAGAAGGCCAAGGAUUGCCACGAGACUCACAGGAACGCAGAGCCACCAAAACCCAGGGCCGACCUGGAGGCAGGCAAGCAGCUGCCACGCAUCUUCGGCGACAUCCCUCCAGAACUUAUCGGGGUGCCACUGGAAGAUAUCGAUCCGUUUUACUACAAGAACCAGAGGACUUUCAUCGUACUCAACAAAGGGAAGGCCAUCUUCAGAUUCAGCUCCACGUCUGCACUUUACAUAUUUACACCAUUUCACUUCAUCAGAACAAUCGCCAUAAAAGUUCUAGUCCAUGCGUUGUUUAGCUAUUUCAUAAUGUUCACCAUUCUGACCAACUGUUUCUUCAUGGCCAUGUCUGACCCGCCAACAUGGACCAAAUACCUGGAGUAUACUUUCACUGGCAUUUACACUUUCGAGUCAGCAAUAAAGAUGUUUGCGAGAGGAUUCUGUAUAGUGCCGUUCACCUUCCUGAGAGACCCGUGGAACUGGCUGGACUUCACUGUCAUCGUCAUGGCAUAUCUAACAGAAUUCGUAGACCUUGGAAACGUCUCUGCAUUAAGGACCUUCAGAGUACUACGAGCGCUGAAAACCAUCUCAGUCAUCCCAGGUCUGAAGACCAUAGUCGGAGCCCUGAUCCAGUCGGUAAGGAAGCUGGCGGACGUGAUGAUCCUGACCGUCUUCUGUCUCAGCGUCUUCGCCCUCAUCGGCCUGCAGCUCUUCAUGGGGCUGCUGCGACAAAAAUGCAUCCGCAGCCUCGCACACUGCAUCAACUCGUCGUACAGCCCGAACACAUCCUUCAUCUGCAACAACAGAACCUGGAGCUCCCCUGCAGACUUCCUCGGCAGCGAAGAUAAUUUCUACAAAGUUGAAGGAGCAAAGGAUGCCUUAAUAUGUGGAUACGGAAAUGAUGCUGGGAAGUGUCCAGAUGGAUUUGACUGCCUCAAAGUGGGAAGGAAUCCAAACUAUGGCUACACCAGCUUCGAUACCUUCGGUUGGGCUUUUCUGGCACUUUUCCGGCUCAUGACACAAGACUACUGGGAAAAGCUAUUUCACCAGACUUUGCGCUCAGCAGGGAAGACCUACAUGGUUUUCUUUGUGCUGGUAAUCUUCCUGGGUUCCUUCUACCUGGUCAACCUGAUCCUGGCUGUCGUGGCCAUGGCUUAUGAGGAGCAGAACCAGGCAACUAUUGCCGAGGCCUGGCAGAAGGAGAGGGAGUUUCAGCUGGCUAUGGAGCACCUCAGAAGAGAGCAAAGAUUGGCAGCAAAACGACAAGCACAGGAGACGGACUCAGUGUUGUCCCCAGAGCUGUCUCCAUUCUGUGUGAAGACAGGAAGUAUACGACGAGGCAGCAGCAGAAGAAGAAGAUCUCACAGGACGCUAUCAGAGGAAACAGGAGAGGCAGCUGCCGAGGAGAAGUUGGACCCGCUGGACGAAGUAAUGCCUCCUCUGUCUCCGAUGCCGGUCCACCCUCUGCUGGCCACGCUCUCCUCUCAUCCCCUCAGCACCAGGAGAGGAAGCCAGAACAGCAUCUUCAGCUCCUUCCGGGUUCGUAACAACUCUGAGGCCGACUUUGGGGACGAUGAGUACAGCGUUCACGGCGACGUCUUUAGGAGUCGCACCAGUUCCACCGCAACGCACUGGAAGAGGAGGACGGGCAGCGUGAGGAGCCACUGCUCCCAAGUUUUCACCCCCAGCCUCAACGUCAAUGGUCGACUCAACAUCUCCUUAGACCACAACGGAGUGACCGCUGUGGGUCUGCAUACGCCGACAUCCAUGCCGGCUUACAGCAUGGAGAGAGUUCAAGAAGACUCAAUAUUUUCUGUGUGUCAUAAGCCCACCAGUACAGAGGAACCGGCUCCCAGACCUAUCCUCCAGCCGUCCCCUACGGUCACAGAGCCUCCUCCUCCUCCACCGCCAAGAAAAAGAGGCCUGAGCUCCGUCAGUUUCCUGAGUGAGGCCAUGGAAGAGCUGGAGGAGUCGAGGCAGAAGUGUCAUCCCUGCUGGUACACAUUCGCCAAGAAGUAUCUGAUCUGGGACUGCUGCCCCUGGUGGCUGAAGCUGAAGGACUGCGUGAAGUUCAUGGUGAUGGAUCCUUUCCUGGAUCUCGGCAUCACCAUUUGCAUUGUGCUGAACACCCUCUUCAUGGCUCUGGAGCACUACCCCAUGACCGAUGAGUUCAACACCAUGCUCUCAGUGGGCAAUCUGGUUUUCACAGGCAUCUUUACAGCUGAGAUGGUGCUGAAGCUGAUCGCCCUGGACCCCUACUACUACUUCCAACAGGGCUGGAACAUCUUUGAUGGCGUCAUUGUUUGCCUCAGUCUGAUGGAGUUGGGCCUCUCCAAUGUAGAAGGAUUGUCUGUCCUGCGAUCUUUCAGAUUGUUACGAGUCUUCAAACUGGCAAAGUCGUGGCCAACUCUCAACACUCUCAUCAAGAUCAUUGGCAACUCGGUGGGUGCUCUGGGAAACCUGACACUGGUGUUGGCCAUCAUCGUCUUCAUCUUCGCUGUGGUUGGCAUGCAGCUGUUUGGAAAGAACUAUCAGGACUGUGUGUGUAAGAUCUCCAUUGACUGUCAGCUGCCUCGCUGGCACAUGAAGGACUUCUUCCACUCCUUCCUCAUCGUGUUCAGGGUGUUGUGUGGCGAGUGGAUCGAGACCAUGUGGGACUGUAUGGAAGUGGCCGGGCAGCCCCUCUGCAUCCUGGUGUUCAUGUUGGUCAUGGUCAUAGGGAACUUGGUGGUGCUGAAUCUGUUUCUGGCUCUGCUGCUCAGCUCCUUCAGCUCUGACAAUCUCUCCGCUCCAGACGAAGACGGAGACUUGAACAAUAUUCAGAUCGCCAUCGCCCGCAUCAACGCGGGCAUCUCCUGGCUCGGCACAAACUUCAUCAACCUCUUCAAUCAAAGCCUGAAGCGCCGAAAGCAGAAACCCACAGAAGUCAGUCAGGACGUGAAGCCGGUUGCAAACCACGUGGAAAGCAAUGGGGGAGUUUUUGGACGCUACGGAGAGAAGUACGUCAUACCAGAGGAGGACAGCUACAUGACCAACCCAAACCUGACUGUCAUUGUUCCCAUCGCACCGGGAGAAUCAGAUGUGGAGUUUCUGGAGGAAGAGGAGAUUUCAGAAUCAUCAGAGGAUGAAGACGAGAAAGAGAAGAUCAGCCUGUCGGAGGGCAGUACGGUGGAUCUGAGGAGGCCUGGAGAGGAGGCAGACGACUUCUCAGAACUGGAUGAAGAAAGUAUGGAGCCAGAGGAAUGUUUCCCAGACUUUUGCAUGAGGCACUGUCAGUGCUGCAACAUCGACACCAGCCAGGGUCUGGGCCAGAUGUGGUGGAGGCUGAGGAAGACCUGUUACCAGAUCGUGGAGCACAGCUGGUUUGAGACGUUCAUCAUCUUCAUGAUCCUGCUCAGCAGCGGGGCUCUGGCAUUUGAAGACAUCUACAUUGAGAAGAGAAAAGUCGUAAAGGUGGUGUUGGAAUACGCUGACAAAGUCUUCUCCUACAUCUUCGUGCUGGAGAUGUUCCUCAAGUGGAUCGCAUACGGUUUCAAGAAAUAUUUCACCAACUACUGGUGCUGGCUGGACUUCCUCAUUGUGGAUGUGUCCUUGAUAAGCCUGGUAGCAAAUUCACUGGGAUAUUCAGACUUUGCUGCCAUCAAGUCCUUGAGGACCCUCCGGGCGCUGAGACCUCUCCGGGCUCUGUCCAGAUUUGAGGGCAUGAGGGUGGUUGUGAACGCUCUCAUAGGAGCCAUCCCCUCCAUCAUGAACGUGCUGCUCGUGUGUCUAAUCUUCUGGCUCAUCUUCAGCAUCAUGGGAGUCAACCUGUUUGCCGGCAAGUUUGGGAAGUGUGUGAACAGAACAGGCUUCAUCCACAGCGUCUCUCUUGUCAACAACAAGUCUGAGUGCCUCUCCAUGAAUGACACCCAGUUCUACUGGACAAAAGUCAAGGUCAACUUUGACAAUGUAGGACUUGGCUACCUUUCCCUUCUGCAAGUGGCUACAUUCAAAGGAUGGAUGGAAAUAAUGCACGCCGCUGUUGACUCAAGAGGAGUGGAGGAACAACCCGUCAGAGAAAUCAACCUCUACAUGUACCUCUACUUUGUGGUUUUCAUCAUAUUUGGCUCCUUCUUCACCCUCAAUCUCUUCAUCGGUGUCAUCAUUGACAAUUUCAAUCAACAGAAAAGAAAGUUGGGUGGACAGGACAUCUUCAUGACUGAAGAACAGAAGAAGUACUACAAUGCUAUGAAGAAAUUAGGAUCGAAAAAACCUCAGAAGCCAAUACCAAGGCCAGCGAACAUUCUCCAAGCAUUCUUCUUUGACCUGGUGUCCAAGCAAGCCUUCGACAUCAUGAUCAUGAUGCUCAUCAUCGUUAACAUGGUGACAAUGAUGGUGGAAACCGACGAGCAGUCGGAGCAAACAGAGUCCGUCCUCAACAAGAUUAACCUGGCCUUCAUUGUGAUCUUCACCACCGAAUGCCUGAUCAAGAUCUUUGCCCUUCGUUGUUAUUUCUUCACAGUCGCAUGGAAUAUUUUUGAUUUUGUGGUGAUAAUUCUCUCAAUUGUUGGGAUCGUUCUUGCUGACAUCAUUGAGAAGUACUUUGUGUCUCCAACCCUUUUUCGAGUCAUCAGACUAGCAAGAAUAGGACGUGUACUUCGACUCAUACGUGCAGCCAAAGGAAUAAGGACUUUACUGUUUGCCUUAAUGAUGUCCAUGCCUGCACUGUUCAACAUUGGCCUCCUGCUUUUCCUCGUCAUGUUCAUCUAUGCUAUAUUUGGUAUGGCAAACUUUGCCUACGUGAAAAAACAAGAUGGGGUCGACGACAUGUUUAACUUUGAGACCUUUGGGAAUAGUAUGAUCUGCCUUUUUCAGAUCAGCACCUCUGCAGGUUGGGACAACCUGCUGAGCCCCAUAAUGGCCAGCUCCCCGGAUGAGUGUGACCUUAACUUUAUCAAUACAGGCACCAACACCCGGGGAAACUGUGGCAGCCCCUCCAUGGGAAUAGCUUUCUUUGUCAGUUACAUUAUCAUUUCCUUCCUCAUUGUGGUAAAUAUGUAUAUAGCCAUCAUUCUGGAGAACUUCAGCGUUGCCACAGAGGAGAGCACAGAACCGCUGAGCGAGGACGACUUUGAAAUGUUUUACGAAGUUUGGGAGAAGUUUGACUCGGAGGCCACACAGUUCAUCGAGUUUUCCAUGCUGUCGAACUUCGCAGACACGCUGUCGGAGCCGCUGCGCAUUGCGAAGCCCAACAAGAUCAAGCUGAUCGCCAUGGACCUUCCCAUGGUCAGCGGAGACAGGAUCCACUGCCUGGACAUUUUGUUUGCCUUCACAAAGCGUGUCCUGGGAGAGUCCGGCGAGAUGGAUGCCCUCAAACAGCAAAUGGAGGAGAAGUUCAUGAUGACAAACCCCUCGAAGAUUUCCCACGAGCCCAUCACCUCCACACUGCGCCGCAAGCUGGAAGAGGUUUCCGCCAUCAUCAUCCAGAGAUGUUAUCGGAGGCACCUGGUGCGCCGGCAGAUGAAACAGGCGUCCUACCUCUAUAGACAAAUAAACUAUGAGACUGUAGUGGAUGUGGAGAAUGCUCCAGAAAGAGAGGGUCUGAUAGCCACCAUGAUGCAGCACUAUAGGCCUGUCGAGACGGAGGAUGUACAGCUACCAGAGGAAACUCAAGUGUCCUCACCGCCGUCUUAUGACAGCGUGACCAAGGCAGCCUGUCUAAGCGUCCCUAAGGUGGUCAGAUCAAGAUCCAGAGACUCUGAACUCGGGGAGCCUGGUGAAAACUACGAGGAAACUUUCCUUUGAGAGUCUAUUGUGUGGAGUGUGAUUGUAAUGUUUUGUUUACAGCAGAGAAUAUAAAUCAAGAAAACUAACGGUCUAAGAGAUGAAAUUUUUUAAAAUAUAUUUUAGCAGAUGCCGAAGAAAUAUGCAAUAUUUUUUAGUAACUCACAGCUUCUGUAUAAAUGAAAUAGCCCCACUAUCAAUUAUGUCACAUAGUCGCAACCUUCAAGAGAGCGGGUGGACGUUAAUCUUGCUCGCACGUCGACCUGAAAAUUUAUAUUUUUCACUUUUAAACAUCAAGAUAUGAUACUAGAAAAAAUGGUGCACUCUAUUUUUAUUUUGUGUCUGAACAAAACUGUCAAUUUGUUUUUUAAAAAAAGCCACAAUGUUUGCAGUUUUUAGCACAUUGUUUUACUCUGAACAUCACCUUGACCACAUUAAACUUUUGUAAACAUCAAAUUCUUAAUUAGAAUUUUCUAGUAAAAUAUGACAAAAAUAUUUAUUAGCUGCGUUUUUUCCUUCUUAAUACGACUAUACAGUGUGACUGUAACUCUUCUUGGAGCAGUGGUUCAGAAAUGUUGGUUGUCAUUAGCAUGAAAGCUAGCUUGUCAGGUUGCUAAUUAGCUGCAUCAAUUGAAAUGAUUUUACCAAAAAUUUUUUUCACAAAAUCGUGGAGCACAUGUACAGCGACACAUGUACCAGGAACAAAAUAUAUCUCACCUCAAGGAAAACGACAAGAAAGACGCUAAAGAAACAAGCAAAAGUUACAAUAGUGGCCUUUGGAAAGCAUUUUUCAUCAAAUAUUAUACUGAAAGUGAGGCAAAGAGAUCAAAAUUAACAAACAUACUCAAGUAAUCAACAAAAAACUACUUCAGCUAAACGUUAGCAUUUCUUCUAAGGCGAAAAGACAUGAGAACAGUUCAAAAAAGAAGACUGAAACACUUGUGCUACUAAACUUUGUGGUGAAAAAUAUUUAUGAAUAAAAGAUUUUUUCACAUUUUUAACAAAUGCAUAUUCAUAUUUUGUGCAAAUAUUGAGAUGUCUUGAUGCUAACAUGCUCUAUAUUACAAGCUAAUGUUGACUGUGGUAGUUAUUCAGGCAAAAUUAAAUUUAACCAAAGCUAAAAUUUACUCAGAAACUAUUUGAAUAUUUUACACUGUAUUAUUUGAAGCCAAAAUCAUUGGUCAUAAUUUAAUAAAUUUUUAAAAUAAUUUUGAAUGUGCAGCACGUCCAUGAAAUUAUCUUUUUUGUUUAUGCACUGUCAGGAAGUGAAACAGUGUUGACCAGAGCAGAUUCAUUCAUGUCAUAACACUAAAAAAAAGCACAAUUUUUGGUGUGUAUUCUUUUUUUUUUUUUUUUUUU
Molecule: messenger RNA, 7252 nt
Organism: Acanthochromis polyacanthus (spiny chromis)
Lineage: Eukaryota; Metazoa; Chordata; Actinopteri; Pomacentridae
Product: sodium channel protein type 4 subunit alpha-like
Exons: 26
Coding region: 35-5914 (1959 amino acids)
Biological process (GO): membrane depolarization during action potential; neuronal action potential; sodium ion transmembrane transport
Cellular component (GO): voltage-gated sodium channel complex; plasma membrane; axon
Molecular function (GO): protein binding; voltage-gated sodium channel activity
Source: RefSeq, a predicted model, not a curated record